Molecule: messenger RNA, 4093 nt
Organism: Manacus vitellinus (golden-collared manakin)
Lineage: Eukaryota; Metazoa; Chordata; Aves; Passeriformes; Pipridae
Gene: CDKN2AIP
Product: CDKN2A interacting protein
Cellular component (GO): nucleolus; nucleoplasm
Source: RefSeq, a predicted model, not a curated record
AUGGCGGGAAGGCGGUAGCGGCCGAGCCCCUGGGGCGGACCGGCGGAGGAGGCGGCCUGGGCGAGGACGCUGCGGGGGGCCUGCGAGCCCGAGCACCACUGGCGGUACCGCCGGGAGUUUCUGCUGCGCAACGUGGGCGAGCCGCCGGCGGCGGGCAGCGCUCAGCUGCAGCGCCUGGUGUCCCUCUCCAUGGUGUGGGCCAACCACGUCUUCCUGGGAUGCCGGUACCCUCCGCAGGUCAUGGAGAAGGCGCUGGAAAUGGCUGAAGGCAUCCAAGUGACCGGCGCGCCUGUCCGCACCACGAGAGACGAACUGGUUGCCAAGGUGAAGAAAAGAGGCAUAUCAAGUAGCAAUGAAGGGCUAGAGCAGCCCUCCAAGAGACAAGCUGUUGAGAAAAGCAAAGACUCUAAGGAUGCUGGAAAAGAUGUGAAAACAAUCAAGGCAGAAGCCCUGAAGGAAACAGAGAGCACAUUGCCAAAAAAGCAGGAAAAAGGUACUAGCAAAGAUCCAGAAAGUUCCCAGUCAACUUGCAGCUCAGAUCAAGAAAUGGUCGUAGCAUCAGACAUAGAAGCAGAAGGAAAACUUGCUAAUGCUGAAAAUACUGCUGAGCAAAAGUCAUCCUCAUCUGAAAAAGAACCAGGAAAGAAGCCUUGCUCAAGCCCAUCUGAAGAAAGCAAGUGUGAAAACGUGCCAUCACCUGAAAAGAAAACUACAGUAAGUGUAGCGCCGCUGGCUGCCAAAAGCGCCCUGCAGCCAGAGGCAGUGGUGGCAGCAGUGCCACCAGCUGCCAAGAGCACCCCGCAGGCAGCAGUGGUGGCAGUGGCAGUGCCAUCAACCUCCAAGAGCACCCCACAGGCAGCAGCAGUACCACUGAUUGCCAAGGGCACCCCACAGGCUGCAGCGGUGGCAGCAGCAGUGCCACCAACCACCAAGAACACCCCACAGGUAGCAGUGGUGGCAGCAGCAGUGCCACCAGCUUCUAAGAGUACCCCACAGGCAGCAGUGGUGGCAGCAACAGUGCCACCAGCUUCCAAAAGCACCCCACAGGCAGCAGUGGUGGCAGCAGCCAUGCCACUGACCACCAAGAGCACCCCACAGGUGGCAGCAGUGCCACCAACCACCAAAAGCACCCCCUCCACAAAUGCUGCACUGCUGUCUUCCAAAAACCAAGCGAGUACCCCAGCAGCAGUGUCCAAGAGUGCUGCUCAAGUGGGCAGUUCACUGCUUCUGGCCCCCAAGAGCGGCACUCAGGUGGGCACCUCGCUGCUGCUGUCCCCCAAGGGCCCUGCUAAGGUGGGCUCCUCGCUUCUGGCCUCCAAGAGCAGUGCCGAGGUGGCCGCCUCGUUGCUGGCCGCUCGGAGUGGCACGCAGCCGGGAUCCUCACUGCUCGCUUCCAAGAGCAGUGCUCAGGUGGCUGCCUCGCUGCUGGCUGCCCGGAGUGGAGCUCAGCAAGGUCCCUCCUCCCGGGGUGGAGCUCAGGCAGGUGCUUCCCUGCUGGCUUCCAAGAGUGGCUCACAGGCAGGUGAAAGCCCUGCUAAGGCUUUGUGCAAACCAUUAACCAGUGAAGAUGCAAAGGAAAGACAGCCUUUUUUUAACAGACUCUACAAAGCUGUAGCCUGGAAACUGGUUGCUGUUGGAGGCUUCAGUCCUAAUGUAAAUCAUGCAGAACUUCUAAACUCAUCUAUUCAGUCCGUAAAAGCUACAUUAGAUGUUGCUUUUGUUCCCCUGAAGGAACUUGCAGACCUGCCUCAAAAUAAAAGCUCUCUAGAAAAUAUAGUUUGUGAACUGAGGUGCAAGUCUGUCUACUUGGGUACUGGCUGUGGUAAAAGUAUGGAAAAUGCCAAAGCAGUGGCUUCGAGAGAAGCUUUGAAAUUAUUCCUCAAGAAAAAAGUUAUUGUGAAGAUAUGUAAAAGAAAAUACAAAGGUAGUGAAAUUGAAGAUUUGGUGCUUCUGGAUGAAGAGUCAAAGCCUUCAAAUUUGCCUCCAGCUUUAAGAAAUCCUCGUGAGAUCUUGUAGGGGAGAAUCACUGUUUCUACUGUGUAUAGUAUUUCAAUACAAGGACUGAAGGUUAAUUUUGUACUUUAAAAAAGUAGGCUUCCAGAUAUUUUGUAUUUCUUUCUCAGUUUUGCAAGACAAUGAUAGUUCUUUCACUCAGUAGCAAUUGUAUAAAACUUGUUAGAGAUGACAAGUGUGCAUUUAAAGGUAUUGCCUUAAUAUACAGCACACUAGUGUGCUGUUGUAUUUGCAAAAUAGUCUACCUAACUCUUCUAUUUUUAAUUAAAGUAUUAAGGUACAAUUUGCUGUAAAACCUGACAUUUUUGUAAUUCUUACAAUUUGAUGGCAGUGUGCUCAAUUGUCUACCAUGUCUUUUCUAGCCACAUAGAAGUGUGUACGUAGGGACCAUAAUACUUGAAUGAUUGAAGGUUAUUUAAAAAUUUCAAUCAAAAAGUUGGAUUGUCUGUUUCAGGCUUGUUCCUCAUAAUGUUCACUGUUGAUCAUACUAGGAGAGAAAGUAGUUGGUUGACUAUUUUUAUGGGAUGUUUUCAUAACACUUGCAAUAUAAGUGACACCCUGAUCCCAUUUAACAUUAUACUAGCAGGUUAGAGCCAUAGCAUCACACUGGUGACUUAGCAAUUAGUCAAGUCACAGCUAUUUCAGCCACCAAAACUAAGCAGAUAUAAUUUAUAUUGUGAAGUAUCAUUUACAGUUCUGGGUUUUUUUUUUCAAAUAAACAUGGAUUUCUACACUAAGUAUAUUUUGACUGGUACUCAAAACAAUAAAACCUCUGGGAUAAACUUUUAUAGUGCUUUGGUUUUGGCUACUAAAUAUUCCAGCCAUUUCAAUAACUUUGCAACACCUUCAGAAAAGCUUUACUUCUGCUUCAAGGUGUAAUCCCACAAGGAUGUUGGUUUCUUUAGAUGUGAAAUACUGUAAAACUGAUAGAGUGGACCUAUAGAAUAUCAAUUUCUACUUUUGUAACACCAAGAUAAUCAAAAUGAAGAUGCUGCUGUCUGCUGGAGACAGUGAGUGUAUUGUAAAGCGUUCAUGCUAAUUGAGCCCUUCCUUUGCUACAUUUUUAUACCCUGUACAGAAUGAUUUGAAGCAAGGAAAGUAGAUUACCUUUUGUUUUCAAUGUUACUGAAAUACCUGCACAAACUGCAUGUUUUGGUAUAUUGGAUAAUGACAUGUAAUUGUAAAAACAUAAUGUCCUCAGUGCUAUUUUGAAUUAAUCUUGUCUGAUUACAGUAGUUAGCAUCAUUUAGUGGCGACCUUAUGCUUCACUGACAGAUCCAUUGAUCAAGUACUACAGGAGUGAAUAGGAAGUUCUGGGAUCCCAGCAGUACAUACGUCCACUUCAAGUUCUUUUGUGAUUUUUUGGGACUAAACCACAGUUGUGUUGUUGCGCUCUACCCUACAUGAUUUUAAACAGCAGUGGCUGUCCAUGGCACCAGAAGCCUGCAAGGGACUCAUGCUUCCCAAUGGCUGGUUGAGAACUUCCUCCACCUGACCCCUGUGCUUCUGUGUCCUCGGUCACCCUUUGCCCUGGUUAGGUUUCUCAGGAGUUCCCCCUCGGUAUUCCUGGAGCACAACCUGAUGUUCAGAAUGGAAUGCUCUAAAUUGCAUCUUAGCACAACAGCUGGUACAUGCUUAAAGCUCAGGGCAAGCUUCGUGCUUUGCUUAGGAGCUGUGGUAUUCAUGAUGGGAAGUGUGAGAUCUAUUUUCAAGUCCCCACCCUGUUCAGGUAGAGAUACAGAAUGACGGGGUUUGCAGGGCAGGAGUUGCAUCCUGUGCCCUCUGGAGUACAGCUUUUGCUGCUGUUGGUUUGGGCAUCUCCAGAUCUCUGGUUCAGAAUUGCAGCGUGUUGCAGUGUGAAAACCCGUGUUUCUCGUCUGGAAAGCAAAGCUCACAGUAUUGACUGACCUCAAGGGGCUGAUAGGGCAACUGUGUUAAAAGGCUGAGGUGCUAGAUGCCAUUUUUUUAAAGACCUGACUUAGGCUUACUUUUUAAAAAAUUUUGAAUGUUAUUCCUCUUUGAUGUUUGGUUGUGAAUCAUUAAAGAAUGAGUCUGUAGCUACUCUUAAUAGAAACUGAAA